Molecule: messenger RNA, 423 nt
Organism: Cryptomeria japonica (Japanese cedar)
Lineage: Eukaryota; Viridiplantae; Streptophyta; Pinopsida; Cupressales; Cupressaceae
Exons: 4
Coding region: 1-423 (140 amino acids)
Source: RefSeq, a predicted model, not a curated record
AUGCUCCCAGAUCCUGCGGGAGACAAACUCAAACCUAAACCAGUUCCUGUGUCAACUCCAGCUCCAAUUCCUGCUCCUACUCCUGCUUCUGCUCCUAACCAAAGGAAAGCCAAUCCAAAGCCAAAGCCGAUUACAAAAGUCAAUAACGACAAGAAGGGGACCAAUAUUGUGGGUUCAACAGCAUCUGCUACUAAUGUAGGGAAUAUUGUGAACUCUGUCAUAGAUACAACACAUGCUACGAUUCUUUCAGAGAUCACGGUGGAUGAUGUUAAGUUGCAUGGGAAAAACCUGGGACCUAUUGUAGCUGGAGAAAUUAGGAAGCGCUUGGGUCCUGAAUUGGAAAGCCUCAUGAUGGUUUUAAAAAAUGCAGCGUACACACAAGGAUUUACUUCAGGGAUUGGAAGUCGAUCUCCAUCUAGAUGA